Trichosporon asahii var. asahii CBS 2479 is the source of this 432-nucleotide messenger RNA. RefSeq lists its product as uncharacterized. The record is from RefSeq and is a predicted model, not a curated record. The transcript has 3 exons. The coding region runs from base 1 to 432 and encodes 143 amino acids. Lineage: Eukaryota; Fungi; Basidiomycota; Tremellomycetes; Trichosporonales; Trichosporonaceae.
AUGCUCACCCCAGAAAUAUUUGAUACAACGUUUUCAGAGCAUGCCGGUAGGGAACCAGAAUCUGAUCGCCCAGCCAAUCUUCCAGCUGGAGAGGCGGACCAACUCAACAAAUCCCUCGUGGCGGCCCUCCGAGAGCAAGUCACUGUGCUUGCCAAUGGCAGCCCUGCAAGCCACACCGAAACCGAACCAACUCCAUGCGUACAGUACAUAGCAAGAGCUGUGCCAGAUGCCAUAUCACUGUAUUGUCGCCUUUCCCCCUCUCCCGGACAUCCCUGUAGGGAAUUCAUCAUCGCUUUUCUGAAGCACAACCUCCGCGCAGACAUCGACUGCGGCACAGUUCCUUCUACCCCUGCCGGCUCUCAUGUACGGCCAGACCAUCAUAUGUUCUGCGUUAGCUCCAUGAAGAGGGCAAAGGAUCGCAAUGCUUCAUAA